GGUGUGGCAGCUGAGUGUUGGUAGUGAUGGAGGAUUUGAGCGAACUGUGGUCUGAAGCUGUCGCGUGGCUUGGUACCAUCCAAGUUAGUACUGCGUGUCUAAGCAAGGUGGUGGCGACCUUGCGAUCUGCGGCGGCCGAAAAGAUGACGCCGUCGCUCACGUGGACCCGGAGGAAACAGCGAAGCAUGAUGGAGAUUACAUGGGGGGUGGAGGGGGGGGGACCGCCCUGUUUGAAAGCGUGUAUUGAUGGGCCGCGAUGGCGCGAUUUGAUGCGGUGCUUCUACGAGGAGCUUGAGGAGGGGCAAGUUCUCUGCGCUGCAUUGGAAGAUCGAUGGUACGAUGAUGCUGAUAAUAUCGUGGAAGACGAUCUGGCCGAUUGCACCAACGCUGGACAUGAUCAGGCUAAUAACACCAUCGCCGACGACGCCAUCAUGACCAACAGCAACGAUGAUAACGAUCUCGCCCGCCUCGCCGAUGUCUACAACAACAACAACAACAACAACAAUAACAACAACAACUACAACAACACCAACGACAAGAACAACAACAGUAACAAGCCAAUAUUGUCUGUGACCAGCUCGCUCAUUUCUUCACAAGCCAUGAACAGCAACAUCAACAACUACACCAUGCCUGUGACUGUGCCGCUGGUAUCUACACAGGCCAUGAGCAUCGACAGUGACAACUACAGCAACAACAAGGAGGCUGCGCACGACAGUGCCAUGGACAGAAGGAAGCGGUGUUCGUGCGCGGCAGGGAGCAAUGAUAUCUACAACAAUAACAAUAUCGGCAGAUAUGGUGAAGUAUCUGCGUAUGGUCAUUUUUCUUCCCCCCCUCUCCCUCCCUUCCUGUUUUCUUUUUCGUGUGAUUCUGGCGUUGAUUGGGGAGACGGGCGAGAGGGUCAGCCGAAUGGAGUGCUCAGCAAACAGGAGGGCGGCGUGGGGGUGUGGGGAGUGGGAUGGUGGCGUGAGGGGGUAGGAUAGCGAACGCUGGAUCAGCCAGGUUGCAGGUGAGGGGUUGGCUUCACCGUAUCUAGUCUUUGCGUUUUUAACCAUUGGUUGAUCAGGAUAGUCGGGGGAAUACUCUCUUUUGCUAUGAAUAUAAGUCUUCUCCACGUGGCAAGGCAGGAUGUGAAGUGCUGUUAGGUAUCAGGGCUGCCCAUGUGAUUCAUUUCUGUCCUGCCACAACGGCAGACACAGCGAAAUAGCGCAAUCAAACUUUGUCCAGAGA
Chara braunii is the source of this 1227-nucleotide messenger RNA. The record is from the annotation of a GenBank genome assembly. Lineage: Eukaryota; Viridiplantae; Streptophyta; Charophyceae; Charales; Characeae.